Messenger RNA from Synchiropus splendidus (mandarinfish), 3178 nucleotides. RefSeq names its product CLOCK-interacting pacemaker a (gene cipca). Gene Ontology annotation, biological process: negative regulation of circadian rhythm; negative regulation of DNA-templated transcription. Bases 161 to 1087 code for a protein of 308 amino acids. Gene Ontology annotation, cellular component: nucleus. The transcript is spliced from 4 exons. NCBI's taxonomy places the organism in Eukaryota, Metazoa, Chordata, Actinopteri, Syngnathiformes, Callionymidae. The record is from RefSeq and is a predicted model, not a curated record.
CUGGUGAGUUUGACCACGAAAACAUGCUGUAGAGUGACGUAGCUGCGUUGGCCUGGCAACAAGCUGCAGUUAGCAGCUAGCAUCAUGAAGCAUAGCACGCGACAUCAACAGUAAACAACAAAUUCGCUUUUAAUUCAUCGUUUUGUGGCGAGGAAUCAUCAUGAGUAAUUACAGGACACCAGACCGACAUCAACCGCCGUCUUUCAACAGGUCAACGUAUCUUGGAACCGCCAAGUCGGACCUGGAGCGAGACUCUGGAUUCUCAGACGCCAGCUCAGAGUACCUGAGUGCAGUAGAAUUGACGGAUUCUGAGGAUGCGGGGAGGAAGGAGCCGCUGGUGGUCCAGGAUCCCGCUGCCGUUCACAUGGCUUUAAUGGGCGGCUCCUACAGCAGUUUGCCUCCAAUGAUCAUCAUGAACAACUUUGUCCUCAAGCAGCCUCCUCAGGCUGCUGCUGAGAAGCAGUGGAGCUUUCCUUCCCCCCUGGAAUCAAUGCCUCAAUCUCAGGUGGUUCUCCUUCAACCAGUCGUGCCAGAUUGCAAUGGCAUCUCAACAAAAACAGUCCCGGAACAGUCCCGACAAUCCAAAGUCCCAGCCCCAAAAUCGUACCCCAGAAUCGCACCGCACCCCGGCGACGUCCCCACAAAGAGGUCAGGCUCCUCCAGGAUGAAGGGAAGUUCCUCAGCGUACGAGCAGAAGCGACACCACCAUCACCACCACGAUCACUACCGCUCAGCCAGCCCACAGACGCAACCGUCGGCUGCUUCUAGUGAACCGGCUGACAUAUUUGAGGUCAUGAACAGUCAAACAUCACAGGCACAGACUCAGCUUGACCAGCCGACCCUCACUAGCGCUGUGACCCCCAACCCCCAGGAGCGCUUCAGCAACACCUACAACAUCCUCAACAAGUGCGGCCUGCUGGGCAUCACCAUGCGCACCAAGCAGCUGAUCCAAGACAACAAGCGCACGCAAGGUCAGCUGCAGCAGCUGCAGGCGCAGACGGAGCUGCUGCUGCAAGCGCUGGACAGCGGCGACCCGCACCUCUGGACUAAACUGCAGCUUUCUCUGCAGGACGCAGGCGAGGAGUGACUACAGGAGUGACUCCUCGAGUGAACCAGACCAGCACUUCUAAUGGCAGUUAUGGCAGGUAUCCAGGCCUCGAUGAUGCAACAUAUCUCUUGAAAUUUGUGACAUCGUAGCAUAGUGGAACCCAGCCCUCUUGAAGCUUAGUGGUCCUUAGAGGAACUGUUGCAAUGCCUAAUAAACCCUGUUAGAACUGCUGGUCCAGAAACCUAAAGCACAUUCAGCUCUCUCGCGGGAGUAACGAGCAUGCUAGCGUGUCAAACCGCCGCCUAUAAUCUCUUAGUUGAUCCAAUGGGAGGUUUUAGUACGAGAGGACUGCGAUGCGGAGCCCCCCAACUUUUCACCGCAUCAACGCAUGCCUUGUCCUUCAGUAAGGAGAUGUCAAGCGAUCACUGUGUCAAUGUCGCAGCACGUUUUUUUUCGUAACACGUUGGACGGGGAUGGCGUUUGUGCCAGUGACUUAUUCUCGGGAGUUGCACCUUCAACUGUCCUUUUGUACAUUGGAACGUCAUCACUGUGAGGGUUGCCAGUGAAGAUUUGGAAGCGCGUAAGAUGUCAACAAACAUCACUGUGACUUCCUGCCAAAGUGGUAACGACACACAGUCAUUUCCUGUUUGGGAAAUUUCCAGUGUAUUUCCUUCAGACAUCUGAAGCUGGAGCUUUUCUUGUUUACUUAAUGUUACACCCACAGUUGAUGCACUUUCCAGUUACAGUGAGAUACAAGCAAAGACGUACAGUGUAUGAAUGGAACCGUGAAGUCGUUCUGAACACAACUCUUUGUUGACUCGAUGCUCAAUUUCCAUGUUAACCACAAAUCGGUUUCGAUUAUUAUGACUUAAUUCUGGAUUUGCGAUUUAGGUAGGGCAUGUUCAUACUCGUUCGUACACUCGUCAUGUGACCCUUGAAAGCUUUUUUUUUUUUUUGAGUUUUAAUCGAACAAAAGAGUUGGGGAAGAAUAUUGUUUUAUCAUGCUAGUGAAACAAUGAUAAGGAAGCUGAACUGUAGUCAAUGAAGGGUCACGUGACGGAACGUGGACUGUAACCGGAGCUGCCACUCGGGGCUCCAGAUCCAUUUUUUUUUAAAGUAAUAUGCGAAUUGUAAGUGUCUUUGCUGCUAACCAUCAGCAUGCUAGCAUUAUCGCUGCUUUCGUCACGUAGGGCUGAUCAUACAUGACGUUUUUUUUUUCAACUUCCACAUCUCGUCCGUGCUCUGUUUUUUUUUUUUUUGAGUGAAGUGGUUCCAUUUCUGAUGUAAAGUCAUGUGUUUGCUUCAGGUCGGCUUGUUGGACGACAGCUUGGCGUCAGUAUUAUUUAUAAGCCUGUUCUGACUGAGAUGACACUUGUCAUUGAAAGGUGGACGUGUAGCUACUUUGUGUCCAUGUGGAAAUUGUCUUAGGGUUGUGAAGAGAUAGUAGCUACAAGACGUUCUCAACGCAGUGUUUCAAGUCACAUACGUUACUUCAACAGUUACAGUUAAGCACCUUAAAAAGGCUGGCGAGAUCAAUCAGACGGACGGCCCAUAAACCAAACACUGAUUCAGCAUUUGAAGAUGACGUUACUGCACUUUAGCACUGCGAUUAUUUUGGCGAAUGUAGCCUCAAUCUAAAAAAUUUGAAUAUAAUACUGAUGUCUGAUUUUAGCACUAAACAUCAUGUGAGUAUAAGAACACACAUGCUGUACUGAAAUACGUAUAAUUAGAUGAUUGUGUGGCUCUAUGUCGUGCUCAGAUCAUAACCGACUUGUUUGUUUCCGUGAGUUAGGACACAUUGACCCUCGCGAACCAGACAUGUAUAUCUUUAGUUCUCGACCAAACAAUGUGAACGUUGCGGUGCCUUUUGACUUCUCUGUGUUGCUUUGUGGCGAUGAAAAUGGAAAAAAAAAACUGAAUGUAUUUUUUAACUCUCCAAAGAUUUUUUUUCUUUCGUUGAAAGGCAAAUAGCCAUGAAGACUUGUUGGUUCUUCGAUCUGAUCAAGAGGAAGGAUUUUUUUUUUCUGAUUUGAGGAUGAAAAUAUUUUUGUUGUCUUGUUGUUUAAAAUGUGCUUUUCUGUAUCUGAUGCUUUGACUAAUAAUUUAUCAUCGUAAAACAGUUGAAGACCA